AUGCCGCCGAAACUUACCCCGCUCCCGCGCAAACCGACGGUUCAGCUGCCUUCGCUUAGCAGUGAGGACGACAUCACGCUGGGCAACCUACGUGUAGGGCCAAGUGGGGUGGAGUUCACCGGAGAGGGUGAUCUGCACGUUCCUCGUCAGGACAUCUCCCUCGGAGCGCUGAAGUGUACGGAGUGCUUAGGAAAGGGAACGCAGGGCAGUGUCCUCAAGUGCAUCGAUCAAAGGGACAAUGCCGUGUAUGCGGUGAAGCAGCUCCCUAUUCCUAGGACCACGGACCGUAUGAAUAAACUUACCGUUGCAGGAGAGUUUCGUAACAUUUUCUCUCAGGGGGCAAACACAUACACUGUGAAGCUUUACAAUGCCUUCUACAGAGCUGGAACACUCUAUCUUGUCAUGGAGUAUAUGGACUGGGGGAAUUUAGAGGAGCUGAUCUCUAUGCAUCCCGUCAUCCCAGAACCCGCGUGUGCCUACAUUGCGUCACAAAUAUUGCAUGCGUUACAAACACUUCACACAAAGACCAAUUAUCCCACCGAAACCGAUCAAAAAGAGCGACGUCAGAUUCAUCGCGAUAUUAAACCUGCCAAUGUCAUGCUUUCUAUAAAUGGUGUCGUGAAGCUUGCAGAUCUUGGCAUCGCCGCAAGCGCGGAAACACUUGGCGUCAACUCUUUUGUAGGUACUGCCAUAUACAUGAGCCCAGAACGAAUUCAGGGGCGGACAUAUAGUACUCCAAGUGACAUCUGGAGCGUGGGCGUGCUCAUCGCCCAGCUGCUGCUUGGACGAUUUCCCUUUUCCGCUGCAGCAACAGGGUUCAUGGCUCUUUUGCGCCAAGUGAUGGAGUGCAAGUCCCUUUCUUUGGUUGACGAGUGUCAUUGUUCACAGAAGGCCGAGAAUUUUAUGAAUAAAUGUAUUUGCCAAAAUCCAGCUGACCGUGGCACCGCCACUGAGCUGCUGCAACAUGAGUGGAUUGUUGAAAAUGUCUCAAAAGGGAGAGACGUUCUCACGCAGUUGUUGGACACUGUGGGUAAACCAGCGGCCCCUGCUAUGAGUAGUGGUGAAUAA
Molecule: messenger RNA, 1068 nt
Organism: Trypanosoma conorhini
Lineage: Eukaryota; Euglenozoa; Kinetoplastea; Trypanosomatida; Trypanosomatidae
Product: protein kinase
Exons: 1
Coding region: 1-1068 (355 amino acids)
Biological process (GO): protein phosphorylation
Cellular component (GO): cytoplasm
Molecular function (GO): ATP binding; protein serine/threonine kinase activity
Source: RefSeq, a predicted model, not a curated record